UAUGAUUCAUCAUUAAAAAAAAUCACAGUCAGAAAUAUAGUUGCUGUUCAAAAUUCCUCUUUAUAAAUGUACCUACUCUGGAUUAUUUAAUUUCGCUUAAACAAAUGCAAUCUAUGUGUUUAUUUGAUAAUGCUUUGUUGUUUCAGCUGAAGUUUGUAAAAUCCAUUGGCCGAACACCGGAAUGUAAUUGAUUUCAUUGUUCUGUAUACAAAGGGUUAAACAGCAGAAGAACUGGCUGUCAUGCCUAUCAGGUAACGGUUGCCAUUGACAACGACUACAAGCAUGUAGCUGGAGGAGUGUGAGGUAUCCCAGCCCCUCCCCCAGGUUUACCAUGACCUAUGGAAGACUGUCUGGGUGUGAAAUUGUUCCCUCCCUCAUUCUAAGUAAAACCACAUUGGGCAGUGCACACGAACAAAAACACACAGCCAUGUAAAUCAGUCAAGCCAGUUCUUCUUCCUGUUCUCUCAUGCCAUGUUUUCACAGACUGAGCCAAGGAGGAAGUCCUGGAAAUAGGGAUUUUAUUGUCAACUCAUACGCAAUAAUGCCAUGGGACCGGCGGGAUAUGUUGUUGAAGUUAAGAGGAACAGAAAAUUGUCUUUGAGGAGGAGAUAAGUCACACUACCUGACUGAGCGACGUCUAAACAAGGCGACUUUUCCUGAUGGAUUUUAGAGGGAGAGCGACAUAGCUAAGACCUCUGAGGAGCCGAAAAACUGUCUCUCACCCGUCAGUGGGUCUAAAAGUAGAAUGGAAGCACUGAGGGAGUCUUUUCGCAACUUUCCUUUUCAGAUGUCUACAUACAAGAGAGCGACGCUGGAUGAGGAGGACCUGGUGGACUCCACCGGCGACGAAAUCUACCCGUCCUCACCUAUGCAGGUUACGCUCCUCCACAGACGGAGUCCCUCGUGCUGGCGGGAGCGGACACAAAGAGAGCAGCGGCUACUGAUUUUGGUUUGCAUCGUGUCUGUUGGCUUGUUCAUAUCACUCAUCACGACUGGCGUCUUCUACAAAAAGGUUCACCCGGGGCUCUGCCUAACAGAACCCUGCAUAACUGUGGCCAGCACAGUCAUGGGUGCACUGGACCGCUCUGUAGACCCCUGCCAUGACUUCUAUGACUUUGCCUGUGGGGGGUGGGUGAAGAAUAACCCCCUACCUGAGGGGAAUUCCCGCUGGGGACCUUUCAGCAAGCUGUGGGAAAACAACAUGCUUGUUAUGAAACAGUUGCUGGAAAACACCACGAUGAAAGGCCUGAGUAAGGCUGAGGAAAAGGCUCAACGAUAUUAUCAAGCAUGCAUGAAUGAAGCCAAGAUUGAGGAACUGGGAGCAAAACCAUUACAGGAGUUAAUUACACAGAUCGGGGGCUGGUCUCUGACCGAGUCCUGGGACAAGAAUAACUUCCAAGAGGUUCUGCGGACCGUCUCAGCGAACUAUCACACGUCGCCCUUUUUCACUGUGUUUGUCAGCACAGACUCCAAAAAUUCCAGCACCAACAUCAUCCAGGUGGACCAGUCCAGCCUGGGCCUACCAUCCCGAGAUUACUACCUCAAUAAGACUGCAAAUGAAAAGUAUCUGACAGCAUACCUCAACUUCCUGACGGAGUUAGGAGUUCUUCUCGGAGGUUCUGAAGCGACGUCUCGAAAACUGAUGAAAGAGAUUGUCGACUUUGAAACGACCCUUGCAAACAUCACAGUCCCUCAGGAGGAGAGAAGAGAUGAGGAGCUAAUCUAUAACAAGAUGGAGGCCAAAGACCUAAAGACGCUGGCUCCUGCAGUUGACUGGAUGCCUUAUCUAAUUGAAUUGUUUGCUCCUGUGACACUGACUGACUCGGAGCCUGUGGUGGUUUAUGCCAAAGAAUAUCUACAGAGAGUGUCUGACCUCAUCCAAAACACAAACAAAAGUCUUCUGAACAACUACAUGAUAAUGAAAGUGGUCCGGAAGAUGGUCUCCAUUUUGGAUCAGAGAUUUCGCGAUGCAGAGCAGCGCUUCAAUGAAGUCAUGUUCGGAACAAAGAAGAGUUGUACGCCUCGCUGGAAGCUGUGCGUCACCGACACGGACAGCGCCCUGGGCUUUGCUCUUGGAGCCAUGUUUGUGAAAGCCACCUUUUCUGAAGACAGCAAAGCUAUUGUAAGUAAUUCAAAGUCCCUAUCACAGGCUAAGUUGGUUCCUUGUCAACUGACUCUUCCUCCUAUGCGUCAGGCUGAAGAUAUGGUUGGCCAAAUCAAAUGGGCGUUUGAGGAUAGCCUGAGGUCUGUGAGCUGGAUGGAUGUUGACACUAAAAAGGCUGCGAAGGAAAAGGCAGAUGCCAUAUACAACAUGGUUGGGUAUCCAGAGUUCAUUAUGAAUGCAACAAAGCUGGACAAGGUGUUCAAUGAUUUUGAGGUGGUGUCUGAGCUUUACUUCCUGAAUGUCAUGCAGUACUACAACUUCUCAGCCAGAGUGAUGGCAGACCAGCUGAGGAAAACCCCCAACAGAAACCAGUGGAGCAUGACUCCUCCCACUGUGAAUGCUUAUUACAAUCCAACAAAGAAUGAGAUGGUUCUGCCCGCUGGAAUUCUUCAAACUCCAUUUUACAGUCGAUCAUGGCCAAAAGCCCUCAACUUUGGUGGGAUUGGAGUCGUCAUGGGGCACGAACUGACUCAUGCCUUUGAUGACCAAGGCAGGGAGUAUGACAAAGAUGGCAACCUGCGCUCAUGGUGGAAGAACUCAUCGGUGGCGGCCUUCAAGAAGCAGACUCAGUGUAUGGUGGAACAGUACGGCAACUACAGUAUCAACAAAGAGCCAGUCAACGGAAAACACACCCUAGGCGAAAACAUCGCAGACAACGGGGGGCUCAAAGCUGCAUAUAAGGCUUACACCAGAUGGAUCGAAAAGAACGGAGUGGAGCCCACUCUUCCUGCGCUGGGAAUGACCAACCAUCAGCUGUUUUUUGUUGGAUUUGCUCAGAUCUGGUGCUCAGUCAGGACCCCUGACAGUUCGCAUGAGGGUGUAGUCACCGAUCCCCACAGUCCCUCCAGAUUCAGAGUCAUCGGCACCAUCUCCAACUCCCGUGAAUUCUCAAAGCAUUUCGGCUGCAAAGCUGAUGCUGCCAUGAACCCGAAGCAUAAAUGCGAACUCUGGUAACCCCUUGCUCUUUUUGUACUGAUUGUCAGCAGGAGGGUGGAGGACAGAAGAAUGAGUUACAAUGAUGAGGAAGUGUUUCUCAUGAAAACUACUAGAACCACUGACAAUCCAAAUGCCUUACCACUAUUACCGGACUGUUAAUCAGAGUAGAAUGUGUUCAAAGUGGAGGCUUGCAAUCUUCAGUGCUUCGUUGCAAUGAUUUAUGAUGUUAAAUGUUGCUAUAUAUUUGCUUUUUCAACACUGGAAAUCUUACAGAUGGUUACAAUACGUGGGAACAAUAUACGCUUUUUUUUUACUUCUCUUGUCACUGAAAGCCAAGUAAAUCGAAACAAAAUAUUUGUAAUUUUGCUUGGAUUUGCUCCUGCUCAACGUUCUAUGUUUUAUUUAUGGUCACAUUUUUGUUUGACUGCGAUGAGAAGACAUGCACAGUUCUGUAGCUGAUGAAAAGAAAAAAAAAAUUUUGGUCCAAUUCAUAUUUUUAAGCCAUAUUUUACUUGUGUUAAUAGUACAACUCUGUAUGUAUAAUGCUUUUCCCGAUGAGAUGAAUGUUCCUUUUUUAAGAAAUGUGAUAGAUGACUCAUGUCUAUGAGCGUAUUAAGACAGGGUCAUUUUAGACUGGUGUGAGAAGAUUGUUUUUAAGUGUCAUGUUGAUGCCCUUUUGUUUUUAUUACUAUGGUAAAAAGUAAAUGAGAAAAAAGUAUAGCUUUAAAAGGAAUACAUCGGUGUGGAAAGUUUUUUGUAUCUUGCACCACAGCUGUUCUACUGUACUGUCAUCACAAAGUAUUUUGUAUAGUAAAAUAAA
Messenger RNA from Synchiropus splendidus (mandarinfish), 3920 nucleotides. It is a transcript of the gene ece1, whose product is annotated as endothelin converting enzyme 1. The coding region runs from base 746 to 3118 and encodes 790 amino acids. The transcript is spliced from 17 exons. Gene Ontology annotation, cellular component: plasma membrane. NCBI's taxonomy places the organism in Eukaryota, Metazoa, Chordata, Actinopteri, Syngnathiformes, Callionymidae. Gene Ontology annotation, molecular function: metalloendopeptidase activity. The record is from RefSeq and is a predicted model, not a curated record. Gene Ontology annotation, biological process: peptide hormone processing.